This is a messenger RNA of Brachypodium distachyon (stiff brome), 1706 nucleotides long. RefSeq names its product probable mitochondrial import inner membrane translocase subunit TIM21. Bases 297 to 1331 code for a protein of 344 amino acids. Lineage: Eukaryota; Viridiplantae; Streptophyta; Magnoliopsida; Poales; Poaceae. The transcript has 8 exons. The record is from RefSeq and is a predicted model, not a curated record. Gene Ontology annotation, biological process: protein import into mitochondrial matrix. Gene Ontology annotation, cellular component: TIM23 mitochondrial import inner membrane translocase complex.
AUCUGAAUACCUAUUUGUCUUCCCUUGCCCUCCCUGCGCCGCGUGAGUGCGUGACGUGGUCCGUUUUCUCUCGCCGCUUCCUCCUGCUCGCCGCGGCGCACCUCGCCGCCGCCGAAUCCUCCGCCUCCGCGUUCCUGCCGUAGUUCCGGGUCCUCCGUUCCCACCGGUCCGUAACUUUGCACCCCCAGCCCCCCAAGGCCCAAACUCCAAUCCAAAUCCAAUCCUUCCGUGAGCCUGCCUGCUUGGGACUCGGGAUCUCGUCGGGAGAGGAGGCGGAGGAUUGACGAUUUGGGCCCAUGGCGUGGCGGCGCGUCCUAUCCCAGGCUGCAAGGAAUCAGUCAGCAUACGCAAUCUAUAAUGAACUGGCAGCCCCCUCCCCUCUUAGGUCACUUAGAAGUAACAUCAGUGCAGGUGUCACACUCAGGAACUUACAUGAGAGGUAUUAUUCAAGCUAUUUUGGUAGCCUUUCACGCAGCGCACGAGACCUGGGCUCGCCAAGUGAAGCUUCUCUGUUAAAAGAGAUAUACAGAAGUGACCCAGAGCGUGUCAUACAGAUAUUUGAAGGCCAGCCUUCAUUGCAUUCUAAUCCUUCAGCACUCUCUGAGUAUGUAAAAGCUCUCGUAAAGGUCGAUAGGCUGGAUGAAAGCAUCUUGCUAAAAACAUUGCAAAGAGGGUUUUCUUUAAAAAAUUCAAGGUGGUACAUGAUCAAGUCGAGCCCAUCUAAUCCUCUGACAAUGCGGGAGUGCCACAAAGUGUUCCCUUCUUUAAUAAGACCAUCUGCAUCUUACUCCACACAAGCAUCAGACAAAAAAACCCAAAAGGAGCGAAAAGAUUUGUCAACUACUGAAGAUCCCUUUGAUGAUGCCCCUACAUAUAAUAUACCUGAGAAGCCAGUGACUUUUGCUGAGGGGGCUUCUUACAGUCUUGUAAUACUCGCGGGGCUUGGAGUGGCAGCACUCGCUGGAUAUGCUGUUUUCAAAGAGCUUAUUUUUGAACCAAAAGAGUACAAGAUCUUUGGGAAAGCUCUAGCAAGAGUUCAGAGUGAUAGUCAGGUUACAGCAAGAAUCGGGUACCCUAUUACUGGCUAUGGUAGCGAAACCAGAAACCGUGCAGCCCGGCAGCGCGUUCCAAGCAGGAUUUGGACAGAUGAGGAGGGUGUUGAACAUGUGGAGGUCAACUUUUAUAUCCGAGGGCCGCAUGGAGCUGGAAAGGUAUAUUCGGCAAUGUUCAAAGAUAACUCUGACGGAGCAUGGAAGUUCACGUACCUUCUGGUUGAGUUUACAGCACCGCAUCAGGGACAAGUAAUGUUAGAAUCUUACAUACCAGCGUAAGAAUGCAAGAGACAUAUGCAGCUAGCAGACACAACUGUUAUUAGGAAAAUUUGUACAAGUUUUCUCAGCAUGCAGGUAUGAAACUGGUUUUGGGCAGUUGAUUUCCAGAGAUACUUUUAUGCUUUUAAAAGUUUUAUAGUGCCCCAAAUAUUGGCGAAAGCUCUGCAAGCCUGGAUGUUCUUAUGAAUAUUUUCCUUGCGUCUAUCCACCUGACUGCACUUUAUAUCGUCUAGACGUGGGACGUGGCACGUGGUACCUAUGUAAAAUUAUAGCACAGGAUCUGUACUAUUGCUACGAUUGGAGUAGUUGUAGAAUUAAAUUAUUUUGAGAAGACUAAUUACAAAGCAUGGCCCUAAAUGUAUGGAUAGUUUGUUC